UUUACAUUUGUAUAGCAAGCAUAAAGGGUGCGAAUUUGAUAACCUUUUGUCAAUGGCCGAAGGUUCUUUUUGGCUUGUUGUUUUGGUUGGAGGGGUUCUUGGUAUUUUGCUGAGUCUUGUCUUGAACCAUUUCUUGCCCUUGUUCUUCAAGGGUGGCCUUGUCCCCAAGGGGACUUUUGGAUGGCCUUUACUUGGUGAAACGUUUAGUUUCUUAAAGCCUCACUCUUCCAAUUCUGUGGGGGCAUUUCUUCAAGACCAUUGUUCUAGAUAUGGGAAAGUGUUCAAAUCCCAUUUGUUCUUCUCCCCAACUGUGGUGUCGUGUGACCCAGAGCUGAACUAUUUCAUACUUCAAAAUGAAGGCAAGCUGUUCAAGUGCAGUUACCCAAAGCCUAUCCAUGGCAUUCUUGGCAAGGUUUCCAUGCUGGUGGCAGUAGGUGACACUCACAAGAGGCUCAGAAAUGUGGCCCUCUCUUUGGUCACCAUUACCAAAUCAAAGCCUGAGUUCCUCAAUGACAUUGAAAGGAUAACCAUUCAGAUACUGGACUCGUGGAAAAAUAAACCGGAAGUUAUCUUCUGUGAAGAGGCUAGAAAGUUCACAUUCAAUGUAAUAGUAAAGCAAGUGCUAGGCUUGACACCACAGGAGCCAGAAACUUCAAAAAUUCUUGAAGAUUUUCUCACUUUUAUGAGAGGACUUAUCUCUCUCCCACUUUAUAUUCCUGGAACCCCAUAUGCAAGAGCUGUUCAGGCUAGAAGCAGAAUAUCUUCUACUGUCAAAGCAAUUAUAGAGGAAAGAAGAAGAAAUCCUGAUGAUGAGAAUUAAAAAAGGAGUGAUUUCCUUGAAAUCCUUCUAUCUGUUGAUGCCUUAUCUGAUGAUGAAAAAGUAAGUUUUGUUUUGGAUUCUCUAUUGGGUGGCUAUGAAACUACUUCCCUUCUAAUGACGUUGGUGGUUCAAUUCCUGAGCCACUCCCCAACUGCAUUACAACAGUUAAAGCAAGAACAUCAGAAAAUAAGGAGCAUGAAGCACAAAGGUGAUCAUUUGGAUUGGGAAGAUUAUAAGAAAAUGGAUUUCACUCAAAAUGUCAUCAAUGAAGCUCUCAGAUAUGGCAACAUUGUCAAAUUCGUGCACCGAAAGGCUCUCAAAGAUGUCACAUUUAGAGGUUACCUAAUUCCAUCUGGCUGGAAGGUCCUACCUGUUUUCACUGCAGUUCAUUUAGACCCAUCUCUCCAUGCAAAUGCUCUCCAGUUUCAUCCAUGGAGAUGGGAGAGCCAGGAUCCCGCAGGCAAGAAAUUUACACCCUUUGGAGGUGGGUCAAGAUGCUGUCCUGGAUCUGACCUAGCUAAGGUUGAGGUUGCUUUCUUCCUCCACCACCUUGUUCAAAACUUCAGGUGGAAAACAGAAGAUGAGGAUCAGCCCAUUGCAUAUCCAUAUGUAGAAUUUCAAAGAGGACUAGUUCUAAAUGUGGACCCAUGUUCUGAAACUACUAUGUAGGGCUUCCUUCUGAAUGAAGGCUGAGAAUCAUAUUGCUCAUGUUUUUAAUCCA
This is a messenger RNA of Durio zibethinus, 1541 nucleotides long. Its product is annotated as cytochrome P450 724B1-like. Gene Ontology annotation, molecular function: monooxygenase activity; oxidoreductase activity, acting on paired donors, with incorporation or reduction of molecular oxygen; heme binding. The record is from RefSeq and is a predicted model, not a curated record. Lineage: Eukaryota; Viridiplantae; Streptophyta; Magnoliopsida; Malvales; Malvaceae. Gene Ontology annotation, biological process: brassinosteroid homeostasis; brassinosteroid biosynthetic process; sterol metabolic process.